AGAAUUCUGAGAAACACCAAAGUGAGAACACAUCCGGAAUCUCCUUGCCACUAAUAUAAUAUUAAGAAGUUGGAGUAAAAAAUGAAUUAUAACGAUUGAUCACAAGGAGACGCGUGACGUAUGAGGCCAAGCGAAGCUGAACUAUAUUUGGGUGAAUAAUGGGAGAAAUAGUGCAAGAAGAGAGCAAUAAACAAGAAGAAAUAUUCAUUACGGAAGAGGAUGAAGAUGCAGAUGAUGAACAGAGACUGGUGAUCUCUGAUGAUAAACACACCGACUCACCGUUCUCAUCAGCUGUACGUUUAAUCAGUGCUGUAAUGGACGAGGAUGCAAUGGAUGAUUCGCCGCCAGAUUCAAAGCAGGUAAUAAUGAAUGAUGAUGGGAAAAGUAUUCCGAUUGUGCAGUCAUCUCGAAAGGAAAUUGCAUCAAAAACUACGGAUAUCGUGUUUUCCUGGCAAGAAUAUCUGAAGGAAACUGAAGCUGUUUCUGCACCGGAGGAUUGCUUUUAUCAAGACCCUAUACCACCUAAAAAUAAUUUUAUUAUUGGCAAAAAGGUGGUAGUGCCAGAUCCAAGAGGGAAGGAAGUGCAAUGCUUAUCAACAAUCGUUGCGGUUCAUUCACUUUGGGUAUGUCUUCGACUCGAUGGCGAAGAUGGAAGUAAUGACCACUGGCUUAUAUGUGAUGACGAACGAAUCAAACCGGUUGGAGAAUGCGAAAGAAAUGGUCUAGUUUUGCAGCCUCCAUUUGGUUUUAUGUAUAACUUAGCCUCGUUUCACAAAUUCAUUGAAAAUCAGUUAAAACCCACGGCAGACGGUAGCAUUCCAAUUGCAUCUUCAGAAUGUUUCAAACCGAUUUCGUUCAAAUACCAUCCAAGGAAGAAUACAUUUCAAGUGGGUAUGAAAUGUGAGGCAAUUGAUCGCAAGAAUUUCAACGGUCGACCAUGUCCGGCAACUGUGGUUGAUAUAAAGGGCGAUUAUCUAACAAUCAGUUAUGACGGUUGGAAUAAAGCUUAUGAUAGUAGGGAACGUUAUGACAGUCGCUUCAUUUUUCCAGUUGGAUGGGCUGCUAAAUGUGGCCUUGAAGUGCAACCACCGAAUCGUAUAAGAGGGAAAGUUCUGCAACGAAUAGUACAAAAAGACACGUUGCCGAAAGCUCCGAAGGUCACUGCUUCGGAGAAAUCGAAAAAGGGCAAAAGGAAAUCAGCAGACACGAAAAACGGUUCUCAGCGAAAACGAAAUCGAAAGCGGAAGCGAAGUUUUCCGAUUCCCGAUCCUCAUCAUAACUCUUCAGAUGGUUCUUGCUCAUCUCAUUUACUUGAUAUAAUUGAUCAGAUCGCUAAACAAACGCAUACGAUGGAGGCAAGUUCUGCUAGUGGUGCAUCGGACCAGCAGAUAGUGACCAGUGCAGUGGAUGCAGUUGCAAUUCUAGACGAACCUCGUGCACGAAAAACGGUGCCCUCGCCAGUUCUUCCGGGAGGCUCAGUUAUGAGGCAGUCUCGAAAGGCUGUUCCCUCUCCAGGUGGUAUGCAAAAUGCGCUCACUGCUCCAGAUGUUAUUCUCUCAACGACUGAUAUGCAGCCAGAAGUCUAUAAAAUGACUGUUUACUUAAAUCGAGGUUGUCGAUGUACACCCAUUCUAAACGCUUCACUCGUUCGUAAAUUGCCGGAGAAAUUUGGACCUGGCACUUUGCAUCAUAUUUUAAGGGAAACAGUGCAACAAAUCAUAAAUUGUGCCGUUGAUCCCUCUUUUGUGUUUAAAAAAAUUGAUCCUGGAAAUCUAAGGAUUUUAUCUGUUACUGCUGAAAUCCACGGAGUGACACAUGUGCGUGCUAUACCGGCACUGAAGACUCUUGCCUCUGCAUGGGAUUACUUGCAUGCUUUUAUUUCAAAAUUAAAUGUGUGUCGGAACUUUUUGACGGAAGAACCGAUCUGUUGUUCAUUAUGUUCUUGCCCCAGUGAUGAUGGAGUUGUGAGUACUACCGCAGGUGGCGGUGUACUGAAAUGCGGUACCGAGAGUGAUGAUUCUGAAGACUACGAAGGUCAUCAGUACUCAGAUUUAGCAGAGUGGUCCAUGCAGCGUGUUGCAAAUGAAAUUGAAAAUAUGUUUGAUGCAAGUAUUGCGGAAAAAUUCUUGCAAAAUCAAAUUGAUGGCAAAGCGUUAAUUUUAUUAACAACUGAACUAUUGAUACGACAUCUGGAGAUGCCAUUUGGUCCGGCUUUGAAAAUGAUGUCAUACAUUGAAUCACUGAAGCGCAAAGCAUGGCGCACAACCUCUCAUAGUACAAAAUAAGUAUUGUUUUUUCUUCAUUGUUGGCAUUUUUGAUUUCUAUUGGAAGAUUCCGUUCUGUUUUAUAAAUAUUGUAAUUUUACAGUAGAUACCUCAUAUCCGGGGGUUAAUUACGCGAUUUGGUUGCGCAUGAAGUAAUC
Loa loa (African eye worm) is the source of this 2422-nucleotide messenger RNA. RefSeq names its product mbt repeat family protein. Bases 159 to 2285 code for a protein of 708 amino acids. Lineage: Eukaryota; Metazoa; Nematoda; Chromadorea; Rhabditida; Onchocercidae. Gene Ontology annotation, biological process: regulation of DNA-templated transcription. Gene Ontology annotation, molecular function: protein binding. The transcript has 17 exons. Gene Ontology annotation, cellular component: nucleus. The record is from RefSeq and is a predicted model, not a curated record.